AUGGUGGCUAUUCAACGUAGAUUCCUUUGGGCUGGGAGUUCGGAUUCUAACACGGUGGCGUGGGUGAGGUGGUCGCAGGUUUGCAAUCCUAUGGAUAAAGGUGGCUUAGGUAUCAAAAGUAUUUAUGGGUUUAACAUUGCAUUGCUAUCCAAAUGGCUUAUGAGAUUUAUUCGCGAACCAGCUGCUAUAUGGAAAAAUUUGAUUAAGUUCAGGUACAAUAAUUUAGUUAAACACAUUCUGUUGAAUUCUGAUUCAUUUACUGCUUGUGUAAAUUCAUUAUGGUGGAAAGACGUUUGUAUAUUGACUUAUAUCCAUGAUGAUACGGGUUCCUUGGGAAAGAUGGCGUGCAAAUUAGGUAAUGGCAAUCUAAUUUCUUUUUGGCAUGCUAAGUGGGUAACUAAUAAGCCCUUGAGAAGCGUUUUUCUUGUUGUAUAUAUUGCUUCUGAAGCUAAGUUUGGUGUUGUAAGUGAUAUGGGAAGUUGGUAUGAAGGUGGUUGGCGGUGGAAUUUGUCAGGCGGGUUGGUUGAUCAUGAUUCUAAAGUGCAGGGCAAAUUGAUAGACCUGCUAGAAAUUCUUGCAGACAUUUCACCCUUUCCAGAUUCGUUCGACCAUUUUAUUUGGCCAAGAGCAUCUAUUACUCCAUUUUCAGUUAAGUCUUGA
This is a messenger RNA of Lathyrus sativus (Indian pea), 660 nucleotides long. Lineage: Eukaryota; Viridiplantae; Streptophyta; Magnoliopsida; Fabales; Fabaceae. The record is from the annotation of a GenBank genome assembly.